This is a messenger RNA of Dromiciops gliroides (monito del monte), 1777 nucleotides long. It is a transcript of the gene MYF6, whose product is annotated as myogenic factor 6. The record is from RefSeq and is a predicted model, not a curated record. The coding region runs from base 1 to 810 and encodes 269 amino acids. The transcript has 3 exons. Lineage: Eukaryota; Metazoa; Chordata; Mammalia; Microbiotheria; Microbiotheriidae. Gene Ontology annotation, biological process: muscle organ development; positive regulation of myoblast differentiation; regulation of transcription by RNA polymerase II. Gene Ontology annotation, molecular function: protein dimerization activity; RNA polymerase II cis-regulatory region sequence-specific DNA binding; DNA-binding transcription factor activity, RNA polymerase II-specific.
AUGCCAUCUGGGUGGUUCUUCCCGGGGUUGGGAGCCCAUCACCCUGCUCCCACAGAGCCAGAGGCCAAAGAGGAGAGCAUAAUGAUGGACCUUUUCGAAACGGGCUCCUAUUUCUUCUACCUGGACGGAGAGAAUGGAGCCCUCCAGCAGCUGGAGAUGGCCGAGGGCUCCCCUCUGUACCCGAGCAGCGAUGGUACCCUGUCCCCCUGCCAGGACCAAAUGCCCCCCGAAGCCGGGAGCGACAGCAGCGGCGAGGAGCACGUUUUGGCGCCCCCAGGCCUUCAGCCCCCUCACUGCCCGGGCCAGUGCCUCAUCUGGGCCUGUAAGACUUGCAAGAGGAAAUCGGCCCCGACAGACCGGCGCAAGGCCGCCACCCUGCGCGAGAGGCGACGCCUGAAGAAGAUCAAUGAGGCCUUCGAAGCUCUGAAGCGCAGGACGGUGGCCAACCCCAACCAGAGGCUGCCCAAGGUGGAGAUCCUGCGGAGCGCCAUCACUUACAUCGAGCGGCUGCAGGACCUCCUGCACCGGCUGGAUCAGCAGGAGAAGAUGCAGGAGCUGGGGGCAGACCCCUUCACUUACAGCCCUAAGCAAGCAAAUCUCCCCAGUUCCGAUUUCCUGAGCACCUGCAGCUCUGAAUGGGAAAAUGUUUCUGAUCAUUCCAGGGCCCUAGUCAUAAAUCCCAGAGAAGUCGGAGGGCCUGUAAUCGAAUCAUCUGCUUCCAGUAGCCUCCGGUGCCUUUCUUCCAUAGUGGACAGUAUUUCCUCGGAAGACCCUAAGCUUAUCAGCGUGGAGGAGGCGGUGGAGAAAUAAGGAACUACUUUGCUGGUUCUGGAGGGAUCUUCGCUUCCCUUGGAAGAUUAUUUCCUGCUCCAUACCCACCCCAACCCCAUUCCUAACUUUUAGAUUAGGUUACAUUGCAUUAAUAUUUAAGAAACCAUGCCCAGGAUUUUCUAAAAGGUGGAAACAAAGUGAUAUGUUCUCCAAAAAAAAUCCCCUAAACGGUUGUGUACAUUCAGACGGAAAACCCUCUGCCUUUGGUCUCCUGAAUCUCUCCUGGCAUAGACCAUCCUUUGGCCUUUUCAUUUUUUUAUUUUAAUUUAUCAGAUUGACUUUUGUCGUGACAAUGCCUAUCAUGACCAGCUCCAGAGAAGUUCAUUCCUGUCUGAAACCAAGUGGGAAAGUUGUGAUUUAAUGUUAGUUUUAUUUAAUGUGUAUUUCGUGUUUGGGUUUUCUUUUUGUAAAUACUUUUAGUACUUUCUCUUUUUUAUGUAAACGUCAGAGAUGUAUUUAAGAUGGGAAAUGCAGUAUUGUAUAUAAGUGGUUCGAGGAUGCAAGUAUUGUACAAAUAAAAGAUCUUUCUAUAUUCUCAAAAGCCUUUGGAGUGGCAGAGAAUUGGCAAGGGUAUUUCAAUUCUUUUCAAUAGAUAUUGAGGUUUGAAGGUUUUUCCAAGUUGUACUUAUGGGCAGAGACCAGAGACGGGAGACUUUAUUUUCUUAAUUCAAAAACUAGCCUCUCCAUUCAACAAUUUUACCCCAGCAGAAAAGAAGAGUGUGUGGAGGGAGUUCAGAAUGAGGAGCUGGACAAGGGGGACAACCAGGUAAUAUUCUGAUAAUUUGUCUGAAUCAUCUGAAUACCAUCAUCCCUCCUCUCCAUUUAUUCCUUUGGUUUGCAUAAGAUUCUGUUUCUCCUUCCUUCUUCUGUGCUCCAAAUCAAAAGGAUAAAUGUGCUGUGUCUCAUUCCCACCCUCUCCUACCUCUUCCCCAUACUUUCUCCACCU